Molecule: messenger RNA, 2050 nt
Organism: Vigna angularis (adzuki bean)
Lineage: Eukaryota; Viridiplantae; Streptophyta; Magnoliopsida; Fabales; Fabaceae
Product: histone acetyltransferase GCN5
Exons: 14
Coding region: 93-1808 (571 amino acids)
Biological process (GO): chromatin remodeling; positive regulation of transcription by RNA polymerase II
Cellular component (GO): histone acetyltransferase complex
Molecular function (GO): histone H3 acetyltransferase activity; protein binding
Source: RefSeq, a predicted model, not a curated record
CGUGGCAGAAACUAAGUAGCAACGUUGGCACUGCAGAGCAGAGGAAGUUGAUCGAUCCCUUCAUACAAACGAGCAAAAGAGCAAACCCUAACAUGGAGUCGCACGGCGGAGGCCCCCUUCGUUCCCGCAGUUCCCAGUCCCCUUCUCCUUCCCACUCCGCCUCAGCCUCCGCCACAUCGUCAAUCCACAAGCGCAAGCGUGCAUCCGAAGACCACGCGCCUCCCUUCCCGCCCUCCUCCUUCUCCGCUGACACUCGCGACGGCGCCCUCACCUCCAAUGACGACCUGGAGAGCAUUUCCGCCCGUGGUGCCGACUCCGAUUCAGACGACGACUCCGAGGACGCCGUCGUCGAUGAUGACGAAGAGGACUACGACAACGACUCCUCCAUGCGCACCUUCACCGCCUCCAGACUCGGUAACCCUCCCUCUGCUCCCCGUAAUACCAAGCUCAAGACUGAUAACUCAGCUGUAAAAAUUGAGAACUCCGACGGCGCAAAAGACGCCGCAAAUGCCGGAGCUGGUGCCAUGGAGAUUGGACCUGUCCCUAGCAUUGUGGUUAAGGAGGACCCGACUAAGAUUUUUACAGAUAAUUUGCAAACGAGUGGGGCUUAUACAGCUCGGGAAGAGAGUCUCAAGAAAGAGGAGGAAGCGGGAAGGCUUAAAUUCGUAUGCCAUUCAAACGAUGGUGUUGAUGAGCAUAUGGUUUGGUUGAUUGGAUUGAAGAAUAUAUUUGCUAGACAACUUCCCAAUAUGCCCAAGGAGUAUAUUGUUCGACUUGUCAUGGACAGGAGCCACAAGUCUGUAAUGGUCAUAAGGCGUAAUCACGUUGUUGGAGGCAUUACAUAUCGCCCAUAUGCUAGCCAGAAGUUUGGUGAAAUAGCCUUUUGUGCAAUUACAGCUGAUGAGCAAGUAAAGGGUUAUGGUACCAGAUUGAUGAAUCACUUAAAACAGUAUGCACGUGAUGUGGACGGGCUGACACAUUUUCUCACAUAUGCUGACAACAAUGCUGUUGGCUAUUUUAUCAAACAGGGAUUUACAAAAGAGAUUCACUUGGAGAAAGAUCGAUGGCAAGGUUAUAUAAAGGAUUAUGAUGGAGGAAUUCUGAUGGAAUGCAAGAUAGAUCCAAAGCUCCCUUACACUGAUUUGUCAACUAUGAUCCGUCGUCAAAGGCAGAGGUCGUAUUUGGCUAGUUUACGUACUCAGGUACGGAACACACACCCACUGCCAAAAGUGUGGAGGGGGCUUUCAAAAAACAUUACAGCUGAGAGAUAUGAGACCUUAUUUGCUAUUGAUGAAAAAAUCAGAGAGCUGUCAAACUGUCACAUAGUCUAUACUGGAAUUGAUUUUCAGAAGAAAGAAGCGGGCAUUCCUAAAAAAAUUAUUGAUGACAUCCCCGGUUUGAGAGAGGCUGGAUGGACUCCUGAUCAGUGGGGUCAUUCUCGAUUCAGAAGUCUAAAUGUCUCUACUGACAAUACUACUAAUCAAAAGCAUUUGUCUGGUUUUAUGCGAUCACUUCUAAAGUCUAUGCUUGAACACGCCGACGCAUGGCCAUUCAAGGAGCCUGUUGAUGCACGGGAUGUUCCUGAUUAUUAUGACAUCAUCAAAGAUCCAAUGGAUUUGAAGACAAUGUCUAAAAGGGUGGAGUCAGAGCUAUAUUAUGUAACAUUUGAGAUGUUUGUUGCCGAUGUCAGAAGAAUGUUUGCAAAUGCGCGCACCUAUAAUUCUCCAGAAACCAUUUAUUACAAAUGUGCUACAAGGUUAGAAUCCCACUUUCAAAGCAAAGUACAAGCGGGUCUUCAGUCUGGCUAAAAAAUUCAGUAGGCAUUUCAAUGGAGACCGUUGGGCUCUUCAAUAAACUCCAUCCGAAGUAUUUUGUUUAUGACUAAGGUUAAUUUUUCUCACAGUCCCAACAAAUUUGUUGUUUCAUAGUUAUUCUAGCCAAUGUUGUAACUGUUAGAAAAAUAGAUUCUGGUACCUGAUCCGAAUGUUCUGAUGUAAAUAUUCUUAGUAUCUAAAAUUUUUAUUUAAUUCAUAGCAAUAUGUUUGUAUUA